AUUUAAAUGAGUGACUGGAAUUGUCAAUCAAAAUCACCAAUAUAAAUUCUCGCUUAUCCCACACCCAAAAAGAUGACACCUAAAGUUGCACCCGACCUCAACCCAGCUUCCCCAAAGAAAAGCUACCCAUGCCUCAACCCACCCAAUGCCUCCACCCGGCCUCCCAAAUGGCAGUCUCACACCUCUACCCACAACACCAUCUCCAGAAUCAGCUCAAUCAUCCAUUCGCAAUGCCACCUCCUUAGCCUCCAUCCAAAACAUCCUCUCAACCCUCCAUACACGCGAUGCAGCCAUCACCUCUAGCCUCCAAUCCCUCAUUUCAUCUCAAGCUUCCCUCUCCCGCGACCUCGGUCGACUCGAUCUCCUGCGCGCACAUCUUGGCACAAAUGUUAUACAUACCAGGGCGAUUUCCAAUGGAAUGCUGGAUAAUGCGGCCAGCACGGCCGAGAAACUCAGCUCGAAAGUGAAGGAAUUAGAUUUAGAGAAGAAGCGAGUCGAGGAAACAUUGGGCGUUGUAGAACAAGUCGCAGAACUAAAAGCAUGUGUAAAUGGCGUGGUGGGCAGUAUGGGUGCCCCGCAAGACUGGGAAGCUGCAGCCGGAUAUAUUGCAAGAGCAUCGAAAAUCCCAGUACAUAUUGUUGAGGGCAAUUUCGCGGCGAGGACGGUUCCAAGUGUCGAGGUUCCGGAUGCGCCUGGGGUGACAAUUGAGGAGGCGAAGAAAAGUUUGUGUGGAUUGUUUUUGAGGGAGUUUGAAAAAGCAGCAGAGGAGGGGGAUGGGGUCAGGAUUACUAGGUUUUUUAAAUUAUUCCCGUUGAUUGGGAGGGAAGAGGUGGGGUUGGAUGUUUAUGGAAGAUAUGUUUGUCAAGGGGUAGCAGGGACGGCGAGAAAGAAUUUGAAGGAGGGAACGAAAGGGGAGAGGGGUAAGGAAGGGUUUUUUUAUGCGCAGGCAUUGACGAGGUUAUUUGAACAUAUUGCGCAGAUUGUUGAGGGCCAUGGAGGGUUGGUGGAAAGACAUUAUGGCGCUGGGAAGAUGGUUAGGGUGAUAGAGAGAUUACAAGUUGAGGCCGAUGUACAAGGUGGGAUAGUUUUGGAUACGUGGGGAGAUGAGAAGAAUGUUGAUAGAAGGUUAACGGAUGUGAGAAGUUAUCCGUUUUCUUUCUUGGUGCAAAGUUUUCUACCAAAUCAAAGACCGACAGGAAUUUCGAGAACAGGCUCACCUGCGGUUGGAGGUGCAGCCAAUGGAAGGGCAAGUGAAGAUGAGGGUGUGGAUAUGAAAGAAGUGGAUGGUCUUCUAAAUGAAAUGGCUGUGAUGUUAGGGCGAUGGUCACUAUAUAGUCGAUUUUUGAGCGGUAAAUGCAGGGUGAGUCCGAUAUCAAUCCUUCAGCAAGCAAUUUCUAAACUAUCCCAGGAUCCGGAAGCUAGCCCUGAAGAGCCCUUAAUCAUGCCAGACUUUUUAGACAAAUCAGCCUUGAGUCGGAAAAUUUCAAAUCGUCUGAAGGACCCUUUUAAUGUUAUGACUACAUUCUUCUUUCGACGAUCCGUGGAGAAAGCAUUUCAAUUGGAUGAAUCUCCUGCAGGUUUAUCUCUCAAUCUAUCAAAACCUAUAGAUGGAAACUCCCCAUAUAUAAUUUCGGCUGUAGACGAUGUCAUGUAUAUUGUCAACACAGUACUCAAACGAUCUAUCUCAACAUCACAGCGUGGUGUAAUUGAAUCCAUCAUUCCAGCAGUUAGCAGAGUUCUGGGUACUGAUUUUGUAGGAAUGGUUCAACGCAAAAUGCGAGAUGAAUCCUACCCAAAACCACUCGUACAAGGCGGAUUUCCACCGGAAGACAAAAUUGUCGCUUUCAUCGUUCUAAUAAACAGUCUCGACGUUUCAAAUGAUUAUAUUUACCGAAUCGUGUCCAGCCAUCUUCAAUCAUCGGAAACAAGCGGUGCAUCUCAUGCUAAAGGUGCACCACCUGCUCCAGCACUUAAGGAUAUCUUCCCCUAUGGCCAUGAUGCUACUUUCGUUUCUAAUUCACUCACAAGCCUCAACUCAACGUUCUCAUCAAAAACCAACGAAUUAAUCAGCGAAGGUCUUCAAGUAAUGUUCAAUAAUGUUAUCAAACCGCGACUUCGUCUCGUUUUAAGCGAAACCUUCCGCGAUGUAGAUUAUUCCCUCACGUCAGAAGAUCUCGCGGAAAUCGCACGUCAAAAUGAUACCGAUGAUGAUCCUCAAGAAAUCCUUCAGGAUAUGGUAUCUCGCCGUUUCGAACAUCAUUGGGAUGCUCUCAUGAAACCUAUUCAAAGAAUUAUGUCUACAUCACCAUUUAAUACCCUACUAGAACAAACCGCUCAAUAUCUAGCAAGAGUUUUAGAAAGAAGAGUUUGGAACUAUAGUGGAAAAAUGAACGCACUGGGAGCAACUAGGAUGGAGCGAGAUUAUGGGGGAAUCGUGGGAGUAAUUGCUAGAGGAGGGAAGUAUGGAUUGAGAGAUGUUUUUGCAAGGGUAAUGCAAGUUGCUAUGGUAGUUAAUAUGGAUGAAGAGGAAUGGGAAGCGGUUAAUGUUGAGGGUGGAGGAUUGGGUGAAGAGGAAGUAGAGAUGGUAUGGGUUUUAACGGUGGACGAGAGGACGAAGGCUAGGGGGAUGGUUAGGGGGUGAUGUUCGGAACGAGGGGUUAUGAUUGUGUGAACAGGGUAUAUAAAAUCCCAUUUUAUAUGAGGAGUUGAGGCGUUGACAACUCCGUGAAUGAUAAAAGCUAUCGAGAUGAAGGGCGAGUCUGGAUGCGACAUCUAUCGGGUUCGCAUGAGAUAAAUAAAAUUAAAUAAGCAUUGAUACCAAAUUCAAUAGCGAUAUGAACACUUCG
Sclerotinia trifoliorum is the source of this 2846-nucleotide messenger RNA. NCBI's taxonomy places the organism in Eukaryota, Fungi, Ascomycota, Leotiomycetes, Helotiales, Sclerotiniaceae. The record is from the annotation of a GenBank genome assembly.